AUGUGCAGGGAGAAUGCUGAAGAGAAGAAGGCGGAGGCCGCCCGCAAGAAGGCUGAGCGGGAGGCCCUCCUCGCCGAGGAGGAAAAGAACACCCCGGGCCGGUCGGCUCCCAAGAAUGCAAAGAGCGCAGUCAAGAAGACUAAAGGUCUCGACCAGGCUCUUGGGCAGCUUGACAAUGAUGCGCCGCUCCCCACUCUGAACGCAAGUGGCAUUGAGAAUGCCAUCGACGCGCUAGGCCUUACAGAUUCGAAGCCCUCAUUGAAGAUCGACCGGCACCCGGAAAGGCGGCAGUGGAAGUAUGAUGAGUGGAAGCUCCGCCGACUAAAGGAAAUGGAGGCGAACGACCCCGACUGGGAGCAGAAGAAGAAAUACCGGAAUGCUCUCAGCGAGAGUCUCUGGAAGGAGUGGAAGAAUUCCCCCGAGAACCCCACGAACCAGGUACAUGCCGCGUACAAUUCGACCCAGGAGGACAUUGCGCAGAUUCGGGCUCAGAUGAGCAAAGACACUGAGAAGAGGCUGGCCUCGAAGUGA
Cryphonectria parasitica EP155 is the source of this 531-nucleotide messenger RNA. RefSeq lists its product as uncharacterized. The coding region runs from base 1 to 531 and encodes 176 amino acids. The record is from RefSeq and is a predicted model, not a curated record. The transcript has a single exon. Lineage: Eukaryota; Fungi; Ascomycota; Sordariomycetes; Diaporthales; Cryphonectriaceae. Gene Ontology annotation, cellular component: nucleus. Gene Ontology annotation, biological process: transcription by RNA polymerase II. Gene Ontology annotation, molecular function: transcription coactivator activity.